Molecule: messenger RNA, 3252 nt
Organism: Triplophysa rosa
Lineage: Eukaryota; Metazoa; Chordata; Actinopteri; Cypriniformes; Nemacheilidae
Product: NADPH oxidase 4
Exons: 18
Coding region: 197-1876 (559 amino acids)
Biological process (GO): superoxide anion generation; defense response
Cellular component (GO): plasma membrane; NADPH oxidase complex
Molecular function (GO): superoxide-generating NAD(P)H oxidase activity
Source: RefSeq, a predicted model, not a curated record
CGGAAACUGAAUGUUACACAACACCGGCGAGAACGGGUCCGAGAGACAGACUCUCACUAACUCAAAGAACAUGAUCAGCAUUAUGAAUGUGAAAAACCAGCAGCUCCAGUGACGAUCAAGACUGAUCUACGGUCAGAGGGGAAAAGUCGCCGAUCAGUUUUGCGGUGCGUAAAGAGAGCGAGCGUGGAAACCAACAAUGACUUUAGCGCUUAAGAGCUGGAUGGCCAACGAGGGACCCAAACACUUCAUCAUGAUGGUUUGGGUUGGAGUGAAUGUCUUUCUGUUCUGGAGAACCUUCAUGCUGUACUACAGCGGAGCGCAGUAUUAUUAUUUACACAAGAUGCUGGGGUUGGGUCUGUGCAUCAGUAGAGCAUCGGCGUCUGUGUUAAACUUAAACUGCAGUCUGGUUCUGCUGCCCAUGUGCAGAUCAGUACUGACGUUGCUGCGGGCGUCUCAGCGGGUGACCAGUCGACAGGUUCGCCGGUUGUUGGAUAAGAGUAAAAUGUUUCACAUGACUUGUGGAAUCACUAUAUGUGUCUUCUCAGUGAUUCAUGUAAGCGCUCACCUCAUGAACAUGGUCAAUUUCUCCGUGAGAUAUUCUGAGGAUUUUCCUGAACUGAAUGUGGCUCAAUACAAAGGACAGGACCCCAGAAUCCUCAUCCUGAGCACAGUUCCUGGAGUUACUGGUGUUCUGUUGGUCAUUGUGUUAUGUCUGAUGUUUACAGCGUCAUCUUACAGCAUUAGGUUUUCGAGCUAUGAGAUAUUCUGGUACACUCACAAUCUCUUCAUUGUGUUUUACCUUAUUCUGAUGCUCCAUGUAGUGGGGGGCGCUUUAAAAUAUCAGUUAAAUGUGGAGUCCCACCCACCCGGCUGCGUACACACAAACCUCAGUUCACACUCGCUGACCAAUCACAGAGCAGCAGGAGAAAAGGACUCCCGGUCAGUUUGUCUAGAAGAGGCGUGUUUUCAAACCCAUUUCCCUCAGACAUGGCUGUGGGUCUCGGCUCCCCUCUGUCUGUACUGUGCCGAGCGGUUGUAUCGCUACAUUAGAAGUACUGCUGAACCUGUUACCAUCAUUAAUGUUGUCAGUCAUCCCUGUGACGUCUUAGAAGUGCGCAUGCUGAAGAGUGGCUUCAAGCCCCGCCCAGGGCAGUACAUACUGCUGAACUGCCCGAGUGUGUCCUCUUUUGAAAAUCAUCCCUUUACUCUUACCGUGUGUCCAACAGGGAAGAAUGCAACGUUUGGUAUUCAUCUCAGAGUGCUGGGGGACUGGACAUCGAGAUUUUCUCAGCUGCUGCUCAAACAGUCAAACAGCUCCGAGAUCCUUCCCAUGAUGCAACAGAGGAGAUAUCCCACAGUGCAUGUGGACGGUCCGUUUGGCAGUCCGUCAGAGGAGGUGUUUAAUUAUGAGGUCAGCCUGUGUGUGGCAGGCGGGAUCGGAGUCACACCAUUUGCUUGUGUUCUGCAGGCUCUCUUUGAGGAUUGGCGUCAGUAUAAAUUGAAGAGGUUGUAUUUUGUUUGGGUGUGUAGAGACCUUCAGUCCUUCUACUGGUUCGCUGAUCUUCUGUGUGGCCUUCAUGAGAGGCUGUGGCAUAACAAUCGUCCAGAUUAUCUGAAUGUCCAGCUGUACCUCAGUGAUUCUCAGGGAUUACAGGACAUCGGCGAGGAGCGAUACCGUUUCCUGAGCUCGAGGCUUCGGAUUGGCCGACCAAAGUGGAAGCUCCUUUUCCAGGAGAUAGGAAGAGCCAAUCAGCAUAAAAGAGUGGGAGUGUUCUGCUGUGGACCCAAAGGAAUUUCUAAAGCAUUACACACUCUGUGUAACUCAAACCCACACUCAGGAACUGCUUUUGAGUACAACAAAGAGUCCUUCAGCUGAGAGAUCACAAACAAACGAAUCAGAAGCCAAAUAAAAAUGCCAAAGAAACCUUUUCCUCUCUGCUGAGGAAUGAAGAUCAGAAGACGUCUGCACUUCACAGCAGCAUCAUCAUCAUCUUCAGAUGGUAACCAAGUUGAAAGAUUUGCACAGCGCUUAAGUUGCACAUGUAUUCAGGGAUCAGUUUUUCUACAUGAAUCUACACAACCCUGGAAAGACCUUUAUACAGAGAGUUUACACAAAAAAAUGAUCAAACAAAUGAUGAAAACAUCUUAAAACAAGAUGAUGAUCAGAAAUGAUGACAGUAUUUACAUUUUGGAUGAAUUUUUGCUCUAUUACCUUAAAAUCCCAGUGAAAUUAAAAAAGAUUUUUAUUUUUUAAUGAAAUAUUGCAGCAUUUAUAGUAAAUAGCUUAUCAAUGUGGGUCAUUUUCUUUUUAAAUUCAUGUACCCUCAUAAUCUUAAAUUAAAAUCUGAAAAUGCACUUCCGCCCAGAAAUGACGAUCCAUCUCAAACGAAGUAAACUAGACGUCUUGGCCGGAGCAUCCGUUAACUCCUCCUCGUCAAUGCAACAGCUGUUUUUACACAUCCAAUCAAUUCGCAGUGAAAACCGCAAGCCACGGCCACUAAUUUUCUCCUUUGAAUUUACUUUUCACUCGGAAAUGUGCCAGAAUAUGGAAGUAAAAACGAUCGCAACUUUCGGGUUCACGGGGACUUUAAUUCAUCCUCUCUGCUGAAUGCAAAAACACCAGGCGGGUUGGACUGAAGCUUAUUUUAUUCAUUUUCGUUCUAUUCUUUAUUUAUUGGCUAUUUGUACUAUUUCUGUUUUUACUCUCUUCAUAUUUCAAGUAUUACAAUUUUCACAUUUCAUGCAAAUCUAUGAUCUGUCCAUAAUCCUAGGUAAAGCACAACAAUUGUUUACGUUUUUGUUUUUAAACAUACUGUAUUAUUAUUCAUAUCUUAUUCUGAACAAAGAUAAAAAAUAUUAACAUUGAGGUCAUUUUGGGUGACGUGUGUCCAAAAUGAACUGCACUGUUUUUUAUAAGCACUGCCAAAGAUUUCAUUUAAUCUUUAUAUGUUUCAUACUCUUAUAAACAUCUUUUUAAUAUGACUUGGUAUGUGUUUUAUGCAUAAACGUAACGUUACAGUACGUAUGAUAAUAAAAGCACCAGAAUGACCAUUGGUUGACUGGAGAUUAGUACAGACGUAGCCUAUGUUUUUCUCCGUCAUGGUUUGUGCUUCAUGACUGCAUGCAUGGUACAGAGUUCGAGAUCUCAUCACAUGACUUUUAUCAAAGGCGAGACCUCGCUUCAUUUGUCAUGUGACUCUGUAAACUGACUGGGUUAACUGGCUGUUGUGUCUUUUCCCGUUAGUACACGUA